Symbiodinium natans is the source of this 3625-nucleotide messenger RNA. Lineage: Eukaryota; Dinophyceae; Suessiales; Symbiodiniaceae. The record is from the annotation of a GenBank genome assembly.
AUGUGGAGGGCCUGGAGGAAGUACCGUAGCUGUAACAAGGACACCACCCUGAAAGCGGCCAUUGGACGUUGGAAGACAUGGGCACAGUACAACAAGCUGUACAAAAAGCACAAAGAGCACUGCCGAACCGCAAAAAAAGACUACCUGCUCCAACAGAUGAGCACUGCGGAACAGGCCGCGCAAAGCCAUAACCAGCGCCUCUUGUAUCAGGUUGUACGCGCUCUCGCGCCUAAAGCCAAGCGCCACAGACCUCAGCUGCGUGACUCCACAGGACAAAUGAUGACGCGUAGUGAAGAAGCGGCGUGCUUUCACCGUCACUUCACUGCCAAAUUCACAGCUGCUGCUGAAGCACUCACGCAGCUAGAGACAACCACUCGGUUGUUGCACGAACGUCAGGGGGAGCCCUGUGAAGGCCCCACGCUGCAGCCGACGGUGCUCGCCAGGCACUUGCAACACGCUCCGCUCAGGAAAGCCGUCCCCCCAGGUCACCCACCCAGUGCCAUCUGGCGCCUUUGCUCAGACAUUAUUGCGACAAGGGUCUGCCAUGUGCUUAAUACCAACUGGACCCCACAGCCUAACCGCGUGCCCCGGACCUGGUCCGACGCACACCUGGUCCUUAUCCGUAAGCCAGCCAAAACCGGUAAGGAAGAGGGACACUAUCGCCCGAUAGGCCUUCAAGACCAGCUAGGCAAACUCACCUUCAAAGCACUAGUCGAACCCUAUCAGGCAGACAUACACCGCAUCGCCGCACAAUUCCCCCAAUACGGCUACAUGCCAGGCAGGUCCCACCGCGAUGCCUUGCGCAGGGUGUUCGACCACUGCGCGCACAUCAGGGCCAAGUGCCGCGCCCACCACUGCACACUGCAUGACCGAUUUGAAGGCAAGGCUGCCACGGCCUUGAUCGGCGGCCUGCAGGUCACACUCGACCUCGCGGGAGCAUUUGAUGCCAUGCCCCGACAUCGCCUCCUGGAAGGAAUGGAGCACAUGAACUUGCCGCUCUCCUUCAUACAGAUUGUCAUGUGUUGGCACCAUCAAGCCCGCUACCAUAUCAACCAUGAUGGCACGGAUCGGGUUGUCCACGCUACACAGGGCGUGCGACAGGGUUGUGCGGUUGCACCCCUUCUCUGGCUCAUUUUCUCGCACCUUAUCAGUGAAAAACUUGCGGCCAAGAUCGGCUACCACGCCACAGUCAAUCUCCUCAGCAUCUUCGCUGACGACUACCAUUGUUCGGGUGAGUUCAGCUCGACGUACGAACUGGAGGUCAUUUUGUCGCACGUAGCCGUGCUCCUCCAUACACUGGCGGAUAUGGGAAUGACGGUUAGCCCUGCGAAAAGCAAGGCCAUACUCAAAUGCGCAGGUCCGGGGGCUGAACAGCUUAGGAGACGGUUCACACGCAAAACGGCCCAGGGGAAAGUCCUUCGUAUCUACAGUGCACAAGCAUGUAUCGACGUCCCGCUUGUUGAUUCAUUCAUGUACUUGGGAGCGAUUGUCAGCUAUGAUCACUAUGAGGAUAGAACACUUGCGCACCGCUUAGAGGUUGGGUCUAACAAUUUUGGCAGACUCACGCGUGUACUCCCAGGCAGACAUGCCCUGACGCGACAACACAAACUCCGUAUCUGGCAGGCGUGUGUCUAUACCGCCACUGUCUACGGGCUUGAUGCCUGUGGACUCACGCCCCUUGGCGCCAAGAAGCUCACAGCGCAGAUCCUGAGACAAAUUCGACUCAUAGUCAGGGAUCCCGUAUACAUGACGGGUACAUCACACCAGCAGGUUUUGACAAAAUGGAACCUUCUUUCUCCGAUUGAGGCGCUAAGGCACCAACUUCAUAAGGAGACAGUUGAUCCGGGGACUCCACCGGAUAUCUUCAAAAAGGGGCCGGAUAGCGCAGCUUGGCAAAGAGUCAUGAAUACCCUACAAGACUUUUCAUCCUCUCAGCUUGUCGAAAUGCACAAUCAGCGUGCCCAUGGCCACCCGUGUCCAGAGUGUGGAAUAUAUUUCGCCACACGUACCUCCAUGCUCGGCCACAUGACACGUAAACAUAAAGACCACCCAGCACGCCCUGCCAAUCAGCCCACGCGCACUUUCGACAAACGUAGUGACGCGCUGGGAGGGCUGCCUCAAUGCAGCCACUGCAAAGUCAAACUCUGUGACUUCUCCAGUCUGCGCAAGCACAUUAACGAACAGCGCUGUAAGGUGCUUUACCCCACGAGACGUGCCGGACCAACGGACGACUCAGAAACACAGCUGCCCUACUUUCAGAGGACCAGCGUACGACUGGCGAUGGAGGAGCUUCAGCAAGUCUUCGGCCCGCUGAUGAAGGACCAGCUGGAUCUCAUGGAGUGGGCACCGACGAUGAAGAGGGAAGCCGAACCGGAAUCGGCCCCUGCAGAGCGAGGCAAGGUCCCCAAGACAGAGCAGGGCAAAGGGCGCCCGCGUCAGCCGGCCCCUCCAAGCAAACAACACUGGCGCAAAGGUGGGGGCAAGGGGCGUGGUCACGAAACCCCCAACCUGACCUACUUGAUCAAAGCGCUAGCCAGACUAGCGCUGCAACAGGAGACGGCGCUCAAGAUCCUACGCCAGGACUACAGCUGGGUGCUCUUCAUUCAACCGGGCAGUCAGGGGCCGCUCCCCCUCCUCUUUGCAGCGGCACAAAAAUGGAAGAAGUCCCAGGAGGAGGGAACAACGACCAGUACACUACGCACCACUCUGUUCGGUUGUCUGAUCACGAUGCUGCACGCAAGCCUGAAGGACAUCGGAGGAGUGACGCAGACACCCUUCCAGAAGAAGGCGGAGGACAACAAAUGGCUACAGGAAGGCCAUUGGUGCUACCAGAAGUGGUCGCCGGCGUUGGGGAGCCUGGUGGUCGACGAGGGGAGGCCCCCGCUUCCACACGCGAAGCUAGUGGAAGCACUACAACUCCUUCUACCCAUCAUCAUGCAGCCCUACAUGAUACACAGAUUCCACGCCACACGUCCCCUAGCAGACACAAUGACAGGGGUCACGGCUUUUCAGCUGGACAUCUCCAAUCGCACGAAGGGCCACCCAACAGUAUGGGAGACACUGGAGGCAUUGACCGGCCUGUCGGCCAUGCAGGUCAUCGGCCUCCAACUACGGAGGGACACGCUCAAGCAGUCACCGGCUGUUGCGGACAUCCUCAAGUAUGGUGCUCAGGAACAGGCGUGGAGGGAUGUGUAUCAUGCGCGUAGGCCCAUUCACGUUCACGCACUGCGCUCCUGGCGGCCCUUGCUGUGCAAUUGGGCUAACCUCCACCAGCAACAUGACGCUUGUGAGUUCCUAGAACACCUCCUAGGAGCUGGACGACCCCAAGUUCUCCACGGCAAGUGGGAAUCGCGCAUUGUUAGUGAGGUUGAGGGCACCGAGACCAGAGGACAGCACAACACACAGCGAUCCAUUACCCUUGACCUGGCGGACCCUUAUGCCACCACUAACCUCCAAGCACUGGUUGACCAUUGGCACACAGGAGGCACGUACGUACAGGCUUGUACGCAUCCCCCGCGCAUCCUGCUUCUGCGCAUCUCGCGCUUCUUGGACACAGACGCUGGUGAGACGGUCAAAUUGCACACCAGGGUCACCAUUCCCACUGCAGUCCAGAUCCCAUGCUACU